UUUAUAAACACGCCUUUAUUUAAAUGCAUGCGGCGUAACUUGUGGAUGGGCCGCGAUGUGCCGAGGGGUAAGCCGUGCCCCGUUCCCAGCGGCACGGAGAUGAGCGACAGCUCUCAGCGCGCUGGAUGCCGUCAGCCAACAACGCGGCGUUACUAUGGUGCCAAAUAUCCGCCGGCCCCGGGCUGAGGGCUAGCAGAAAAGCCGACCUCGCCUCAUCGAGCCCCGGAACGGCCGCGCCGGCCCCGAGGCAGCGGCAGCCGAACGGCACCGCGGCCCGUCCCCCUACCCCGCCCCGCGGCCGCUUCCCCUCCCCCUACUCCCGGCCGUCCCCUGCAGGCCCGGCGGAGGCAAGGGCCUUAUUGGCGCCGCUGGGGCUGCUCGGGGAAGGUUUCUUGAAUGAGGGGAAGUCAAAGGAACAGUUCCUGAAACUUGCGCUGAGCCAACGAUUUCUAGAUGGAAGUAUAAGUACACUGAAGCUAACAGAGGACAGGAGAGGAAAUGAGACAAGACGUAUAUUAGAUGUGAUGUCAGAAUUCAUUGUAUGCUGAGCAGGCCAUCUGUGGAGAAGAAAAGAGAGCAAGAAUGAAAUACCUAUUCUUAAUAUUUUUCAUGAACUUUUUGCCACAAUAUGCUGGCAAGUCUUUGGGCAACUACCCCAAAACAUUUGAAGAGAUUAGAAAUGAGAUAGCUGGCUAUUAUGAUAUUGCUAAAGCUAUUAUUGAUCUUGCUGUUUAUGGAAAAGCUCAGAACAGAUCUUAUGAGAGAUUAGCUUUUUUUGCUGAUACCAUAGGACCUAGACUAAGUGGUUCAAAAAAUCUAGAUGCAGCCAUCAAGUAUAUGUACAGUGCCCUGCAGAAAGACGGGUUGGAGAAUGUGCACCUGGAGCCUGUGAAAGUACCUCACUGGGAAAGAGGAGAAGAGUUUGCAAUGAUGCUGGAACCAAGGAAUCACAGCAUUGCUAUUUUGGGACUUGGGAGCAGUGUUGCAACUCCUCCAGAAGGAAUUACAGCAGAAGUCAUAGUGGUAGCCUCUUUUGAUGAACUGCACAGAAGAUCUCAAGAGGCCAAGGGGAAGAUUGUUGUCUACAACCAACCUUUCAUCAGUUAUGGCGAAACUGUGCGGUACAGAUCACUGGGAGCAGUGGAAGCUGCUAAGGUUGGAGCAGUGGCAUCCCUCAUUAGAUCCGUUGCUUCUUUUUCUAUUGCUAGCCCACAUACUGGCUGGCAGAACUACCAGCCUGGCGUACCCCAGAUUCCCACAGCUUGCAUCUCUGUGGAAGAUGCUGAAAUGAUGUCACGGAUGUCCUUCCGAGGCACUAAGAUCGUUGUGUACCUGAAGAUGGGAGCCAGGACCUAUCCAGACUCUACUUCUUUUAACACCGUGGCGGAAAUAGUUGGAAGCAAGCACCCAGAGCAGAUUGUAUUGGUCAGUGGACAUUUGGACAGCUGGGAUGUUGGACAGGGAGCUAUGGAUGACGGUGGUGGAGCAUUUAUAUCAUGGGAAGCAUUAUCACUCAUUAAGGAUCUGGGUCUUCGUCCAAAAAGAACUCUGCGCUUGGUGCUGUGGACAGGAGAAGAACAAGGAGGAAUAGGUGCUGAGCAGUACUACCAGUUGCACAAGGAAAACAUCUCUAACUUUGAUAUCGUCAUGGAGUCUGAUGAGGGCACCUUCAAGCCAUCUGGGCUGGCUUUUACUGGUAAUGCCAAAGCUCGUGACAUCAUGAAAGAGAUCAUGGCUCUGCUACUGCCCAUCAACGUUACAGAAGUUUAUGAUGCUGCAGAUGGAACAGACAUCAAUUUCUGGAUGAGGGACGGAGUGCCCGGUGCCAGCUUGCAUGAUGACCUCAGUAAAUACUUCUGGUUUCAUCAUUCUCAAGGGGACACGAUGACAGUUCAGGAUCCAAACCAGAUGAAUCUCUGUGCUGCUGUUUGGACUGUUGUCUCCUAUAUAAUUGCUGACAUGGAGGAGAUGCUGCCAAGGUGAAUUAAAUCCUUAAAUGCCUCAAGUCAGACCUUUUGAUGUCUUUGGAAUCAGGAAUGCUCUCAGGAGAGAAGAACAAUGCUGCUGUAUGCACAUUGACUCCACAGUACAUCCCAAGAUGAGCUUGUUGGCUCAUCAGUUAAAUAAGAUAAGCUGUAAAAACUAAGGUCAUAAUGCUCCUGAUGAAGAUUUUACCUUCACGGCAACUUUGGAUACAUAGUUCGGGAGGGAAGAUUUGUAGAGCGGAUUAAAAAAAAUAAGUUCAAGAAUCAAAAUUGCAAUCUUAUUUUUAUGUUAACAAUGAAAUUGAAACUUAUACUUCUUGAAUUGAAAACCAAUCAUUUUUUCCCCCCAAAAGCAGGGUUUUAUUAAAAUAAGAUGUUCUCUUUUUGAUUCACCUGUUCUAUUUUGUCUGGCCUGUAAUAGUUCUCAGAUCUUAAGUUUCAGAUGCUUGCAUUAUUCUCCUGAUAUCCUAGCUCGUUGAGACAUACCUCUCAAAAAUUUCUGUAACAGAGAGAUGUUAAUAAAUUUUUUUCCCAGUGGGUUUUUGUAGUCGCUGUGCAACAGCUCAUCUUUAUCUCUGCUCAGUGUAGCAAUUAUGCUGUUCCAAUUGCUGGCAAUUAAACGUAUAUAGGAUAGUCAAUUUUCAGUUCAUGAACACUUCUUAAGUGAUCCAGGUAUAGCAACAUAACUUUACUUUACACUUGUAUACCACCGCAGCACUGUUGUCUUACCUUAGCUGAGAAAGUAGUAGCUGAGCACAUUAUUUCUAUUACUGUUAUUGUCAGUGUCAGCUGUCGUAAAAGUGUGCUUUCUGUAAGUAUUUUGAUGACAUUCUAAGAUACAGAGACCACGUAUAUUUUUCCCUCGAUAAAAUAAAAUACUGCCAGCUGUGGACUAGAAUGCUUUUUGCUUGCAAAGGCCUGUGAACUUGGAGCUGAAAAAAAGAGCAGUAGUAUUUAAAUAUGUGUCAAAAAAUUCCAAUUUUAAAUAAACAUUUUCCUGAAGGUAUUACAAAUCUCUCGCAUCCAGUGAGAAGGGAGGCCCCUGGGUAGGCUUCCUUUUUGCUACAACUCAAAGCUUUCAGACAUAGUUACAGAGGGACGAGUCAGAUACAUAAUUCAUUCACCCGACUAGACGAUAGUGCAAGUGCUGAUGAAAAGUCUCUUUUCAAUUCUGCAUAAUGUAACAUUGGUAAUUUUGCCCAUAAUAAA
Molecule: messenger RNA, 3194 nt
Organism: Numida meleagris (helmeted guineafowl)
Lineage: Eukaryota; Metazoa; Chordata; Aves; Galliformes; Numididae
Gene: CPQ
Product: carboxypeptidase Q
Exons: 10
Coding region: 583-1983 (466 amino acids)
Biological process (GO): peptide catabolic process; thyroid hormone generation; proteolysis
Molecular function (GO): metallodipeptidase activity
Source: RefSeq, a predicted model, not a curated record